AUGAUUUUCGUAAAUAGUGGGUUUCAAAAUGGCUUCCGCGCUUCGCCCUGCUGUUCGUCAAGUAAGGCCGAUUUUAUCAAUUAAUGAGUCUGAAGCUCGAAGAAGAGUGUUCCAAUUAUACAAAUCUUGGUACCGUCAAGUGCCCUAUAUUCUGGCAGAUUUCGACAUUCCCAAGAAUGAGAAGCAAUGUAGAGAAAAAAUUCGAGAAGAAUUCAUGAAACAUGCGCAUGUAAAGGAUGUCAGAAUUAUUGAUAUGCUUGUUAUUAAGGGACAAAUGGAGUUGAAAGAAACCGUCAAUAAGUGGAAGAAUACCCCCGCUUUAAUGUUUUACUUUAAAGACACAGUGGAGCCUAAGCCAACAGAUUUUCUUUCGAAAUUCUUAGCAUCAAGUCAGGAUUAAUUUACAUUGCCAGUAAGACUAGUCCAAGCCUAGCAAAAACUUGUAUAUUUUAUAGAUAUGUACACUAACUAAGUAAAUUAUGUUUGAACACAUCCAAUCGAUGUGGCCAUUCAAAAUUAUUUGUAAUUCGUAUUAAUAAACCGUUUGUUUCAUCA
This is a messenger RNA of Belonocnema kinseyi, 555 nucleotides long. RefSeq names its product NADH dehydrogenase [ubiquinone] 1 alpha subcomplex subunit 6 (gene ND-B14). The coding region runs from base 29 to 400 and encodes 123 amino acids. NCBI's taxonomy places the organism in Eukaryota, Metazoa, Arthropoda, Insecta, Hymenoptera, Cynipidae. Gene Ontology annotation, biological process: response to oxidative stress. The record is from RefSeq and is a predicted model, not a curated record. The transcript is spliced from 3 exons.